Molecule: messenger RNA, 240 nt
Organism: Lipotes vexillifer (Yangtze River dolphin)
Lineage: Eukaryota; Metazoa; Chordata; Mammalia; Artiodactyla; Lipotidae
Gene: ERVMER34-1
Product: endogenous retrovirus group MER34 member 1, envelope
Exons: 2
Coding region: 1-240 (79 amino acids)
Source: RefSeq, a predicted model, not a curated record
AUGGAACAAGGAUUCACUGGCACCCUGCAGACCUUGAAAGCACGUCCGUCAGGGGUUAGCAGUUUUGCCUCUGGAACACAGUGUGCCAUCAUUGGCAGACAGUGCUGCUUGUAUGUAAAUAAAUCAAAAGAAGUACAGGAUAGUUGGAACCGUAUAAAAGGACGGUUUGACAUCCUACAUAAACUGAGCGAAACACUGCUGAUUAACUGGACUGACCUUGAGAAUAAGAGACUGGUUUAG